GUCUAGCAUUUUCUAUCUUUCCUUUUUGUUUGUGUUUCGUGUUGUGUUUUGUUUACCCACUCUUCUCUUGGAAGGGUGGUUUGUGUUUGGGUGAUUUUAUUUUUUCCUUUUUGUUUAUGUAGGUUAUGAAUCGUGGAUCCCAAUAGCUUCUACAAUAUGUCGGGGGAAUCCACAACCACCCAAAUGGGAGUACCCAGUAGCUUCAUGGAGCGAACAAGAAGGGGGAAGCCAAGGAUCCGAGUUCUAUUACCAACCCCCCUUCCAAGAAGAAAAACCAUACCAUUGGGGAUAUGAAGAGGCUUCCCCAUAUCAGGAAGAUUUCCCUCCACAACCCGAGGAGAAAUUCAAGUUGGAGUUGGCCAUGGAAGCCUUCAUGGGACAAUCGUCAAGACCAUGUGCCACUCCACAACCGGAGCCAAAGAGAAAUUGGAAUCUCAUGGUGGAGAAAUUUGCCCGAGGUACCGAAGAGGGAUGCUCCAAUUUGGACCUUCCCAUCGUCAGCCCUAUCGACUCGACCUUUCUUCGGGAGGCGGAGGAGCUCCAUCGACGCAUGAAGGGGCAAAGAGAGCUUGUUGAGCAAGCAUGUGCACAACUUGCUCGCAAUCGCCUCCUGCCAUUUGAAGAAGAUAAAGAGGAGGGCGAAGAGGCAAGCCAUGAGACCCUUGGGAGAAUGAGCUCCAGCAUGGAUUUCCAACCCCUCCCUCCUCCCGGUUUGACACUAGAAGAGAAAGUGGCACGAGCUUGUGAAAGCUAUCACCUCUCAUUAUUGGAGGAGAAAAAGGAAGUUGAAGGGGCGCUCAAUGAAAACCAUGUGGAGCUAGAGGAACUCACCCCAGAGACUCAUGGUGAGGAUGAACAAGAAGUUUGCAUUGACGACUCCCAUCAUCUUCCCCUUCCCGAAAGCAACUUUGAAGACCAAGACACGAGUGUGGAGGAGCAAGAGAAUCCCUUCUAUGACCUUGCAUGGCAUCUUGCCUGCAAAUUCGUCUUGGAGACAUGAAUGGGAAGGAGAAAGAAGAGGUUGAAGAGGAGAAGUGAGCAUCGAAGAAGGGGAAUACCUUGAUUCUUCCCAACGGGAGGAAAUUGAAAAAGAAGGAAGGGAGGUUGAGGAAGAAGGAGAAGGAGCAAGUGGUGUCCAAGAUGAGGACGAGGUCAAGGUGGAUGAAGAAUCCACAAGUUACAAGUGCUACCAAUGCUUUCCACCCGACCUCGAUGCACUUUUGGAGAAGGACCCAUUUGCGGCUCUUUGCCAAUCCAAGGCCAAACAAUCAACGGUCCCUCUUGGUGGAUGUGAUGGAAGCCAAUCGAGUUUGCACUAUAUGGUAUGGGGCAAAGAGAAUGAAGAAGAAAGAAAGGAGAGGUCUCGUGGGUGGAGCCGCAUGACAACUCAAGUUCACGAGCCCUCAAUCAUGGAUUCAUCCAAAGCUCAUGACUUGUGAGACCACCUCACCAACGAGAACCUCAACUUCAAGGAGGUUCUUGGGUGGACUGAAACUUGAAGAGCAACCGUCCGGCUCACAAUGUUAAAGAAACACUUGUUGGGAGGCAACCCAACCACCAUCUGUUUGUUUUCUUUUGGCUUCAAUAAGUCGACCUUUUGUUU
Messenger RNA from Linum trigynum, 1603 nucleotides. The record is from the annotation of a GenBank genome assembly. NCBI's taxonomy places the organism in Eukaryota, Viridiplantae, Streptophyta, Magnoliopsida, Malpighiales, Linaceae.